Messenger RNA from Eucalyptus grandis, 2183 nucleotides. RefSeq names its product aspartyl protease APCB1. The record is from RefSeq and is a predicted model, not a curated record. NCBI's taxonomy places the organism in Eukaryota, Viridiplantae, Streptophyta, Magnoliopsida, Myrtales, Myrtaceae. Gene Ontology annotation, biological process: proteolysis. Gene Ontology annotation, molecular function: aspartic-type endopeptidase activity. The transcript is spliced from 9 exons. The coding region runs from base 239 to 1945 and encodes 568 amino acids.
CCCUCUCUUUUUUCUCUCUUUUCUUCGCGCUUCGUAACUCGUCCCGCGGAAACGACAUCCCACCCAUUGACUUGGAAAGCAGAAGGAGACCGUCCGUUUGAAUCGGGAGCAUGAACAGUGCCCUGUCCAGGGAGAAAAACAAUGACUCCCAACAGCGUUCCUGUCUUCUUCACCUCCUUCUCUCUCUAUCCUUAAACCCCCGAGCUCUCUCUCUCUCUCUUGCUCUCUGUCGACCGCCAUGGAAUCCGAUCACUCGCCCCGGCUCACCGGCGUCGUCAUCAUCACUCUCCCCCCGCCGGACAACCCUUCGCUGGGCAAGACCAUCACGGCCUUCACCCUCACCGACGACCGCCCCCGCCCUCCCCGCCUCAAGAACCCGAUCGGCCCCCCGGCCCAUCCGCGGGAUCUCCCCCUCUGGCUGCCCCCGCGGAACCCCGAGCUCCGAUUCUCUCUCCGGCGCCUCCUCCUCGGCAGCCCCAGAGCGGUCUUGGGGUUUCUGGGUAUCCUCCUUUUCGCCUCCUUUCUCUUCGCUUCUCUGUACCCGAGGGCCGUCCAGGAGCUGCGCGAUUCCCGCGAGGACAGGGAGAGGGAGACGUUCGUUUUCCCUCUGUUCCCUAAGUCUGGCGCGGGUUUCUCGUCCAGCGAUGACGUGGAGCUCAAGUUAGGGAGGUUCGUCGGUCCCGAUGAGGAGAGACUCGUGGCUUCAAUUCAUGGAGGUACGAGGAGAGACCAGAGGAUGCCUAAUUUCGUCCGUUCUGAGGGCGUAACUGAUGCGUCUGCUAUUUUGCCCGUGACGGGAAAUGUGUAUCCAGAUGGAUUGUAUUUUACUUCCAUCCUGGUUGGGACUCCUCCAAAACGGUAUUUUCUUGAUAUGGAUACUGGGAGCGAUUUAACAUGGAUCCAAUGUGAUGCUCCGUGUAAAAGCUGUGGCAAGGGUGCCAAUGCACUCUACAAGCCAAAGAGUGGCAAAAUAGUACUGCCAAAGGACUCAUUGUGCAAGGAAGUUCAAAGGAGUGAGGGGUUUGAAUAUUGUGAGACAUGCCAACAGUGUGAUUAUGAGAUCGAGUAUGCGGAUCAUAGUUCCUCCAUGGGCGUCCUUGCAAGAGAUGAGCUCCAUCUAAAGACUACAAAUGGGUCGUUGGCCAAAGCAAAUGUGGUUUUCGGGUGUGCAUAUGAUCAGCAAGGCCAACUGCUAAACACCCUGACAAAGACAGACGGAAUAUUUGGUUUAAGCAGAUCUAGAGUCAGCUUACCUUCUCAGUUGGCAAGCCUUGGAGUGAUUAACAAUGUUGUAGGCCAUUGUCUCUCCUCAGAUGCCGCUGGAGGGGGUUAUAUGUUCCUAGGUGAUGGCUUUCUACCCAAUGAGGGCAUGUCAUGGAUCCCCAUGAUGAGCCGUCCUUCUAACAACUUAUAUCACACGGAGAUUCUCAAAGUGAAAUAUGGGAGCAGUUCACUCAAUUUAGGCGGUCAGAACAGUGGAUUAGGGCGAAUAGUUUUUGACACUGGCAGUUCCUACACAUACUUCUCCAAACAAGCGUACUCCAACUUGGUUAAUUCUCUUAGAAGUGUGGCUAGCAUGGGACUCAUCCAAGAUCAAUCGGAUGAUACACUGCCUGUGUGUUGGCGAGCUGAAUUUCCUAUCAGAUCGGUGGCUGAUGUGAAGCACAUCUUCAAGACUUUGACCCUUCAAUUUGGGAGCAAAUGGUGGAUACUGUCCACGAAAUUUCAUAUCCCUCCUGAAGGCUAUUUGAUCCUCAGUAAUAAAGGAAAUGUGUGCUUGGGCAUUCUUGAUGGAAGCAGGGUGCUUGAUGGAUCCACAAGCAUACUUGGAGAUAUAUCGUUACGCGGCAAGCUGGUGGUCUAUGACAAUGUGAACCAGAGAGUUGGGUGGAUCCGAUCUGACUGUGUCAAACCAGGAAGAUCUCAGAAGCACCCGUUUAUGUGAGGAUCAGAUUCUCAUUAAGACUGUAUUCUCCUGUAUAUGAUUUUGCGAGGCUUCUGUCCCUCCCCACAUUUGCGGCACGACCGGGUUAUAUAUUUGCAUAAAUCCUAUAUUAGAGAAGGUGAGUGAAAAUAAGAAAAAAUGGUUAGCUUGUAAAUAAAUAUACAGUGAUGGUAUAGGUGGGAUCUCAAGCCUCUGUAUUAUAAACAUAUGCUGCUACUAUCGUUUUUUUUUUUUUUUU